AUGAGCUCUUUAAAGCAAUUCAUUCGCAAUGUGCGGGCGUCGAAGACUAUUGCGGACGAGCGUGCUGUUGUGCAGAAGGAGAGUGCCGCCAUUAGAGCCAGCUUUAGGGAGGAGAGCGGCGACUCGAACGUUAGGCGGAACAAUGUAGCCAAACUAUUAUACCUUUUUACUCUCGGGGAGCGGACACAUUUUGGUCAAAUUGAAUGCCUCAAACUGCUUGCCUCACCUCGAUUCGCGGAUAAACGUUUGGGAUACUUGGGAACAAUGCUGCUACUGGAUGAGAAUCAGGAGGUGCUUACAUUGGUCACGAAUUCGUUGAAGAAUGAUCUCAACCAUUCCAAUCAGUAUAUCGUUGGACUCGCUCUCUGCACCCUCGGAAAUAUUGCCUCGGUCGAGAUGUCAAGAGAUCUUUUUCCUGAAAUCGAAACCCUCCUAUCCACCGCGAACCCUUACAUUCGACGAAAAGCUGCUCUUUGCGCUAUGCGUAUCUGUAGAAAGGUCCCUGAUCUUCAAGAACACUUCAUCGAGAAGGCAUCCACUCUCCUCUCUGACCGAAACCAUGGUGUUUUAUUAUGCGGGUUGACGUUGGUUACAAGUCUCUGUGAGGCUGAUGAAGCGGAGGGAGGUGAGGAAGGAAUAGUGGAAAAGUUCAGGCCAUUCUGUGGAAGCCUUGUACGAACAUUGAAGGCCUUGGCGAGCUCGGGAUAUGCUCCCGAACACGAUGUCACUGGUAUUACGGAUCCCUUCCUGCAAGUUAAGAUUCUACAACUUCUUCGCGUUCUCGCACGGGGAAAUUCGCAAGUGAGUGAACAGAUCAACGAUAUCCUGGCCCAAGUCGCAACAAACACAGACUCGUCAAAAAAUGUUGGAAACUCUAUCCUUUACGAGUCAGUCCUCACGAUUCUGGACAUAGAUGCGGAUUCGGGCUUGCGAGUUCUUGGUGUCAAUAUUCUUGGCAAGUUCCUUUCGAAUCGAGACAAUAACAUACGAUAUGUGGCAUUAAAUACACUUAUCAAAGUUGUCGCAGUUGAACCAAACGCGGUUCAACGCCACCGAAAUACCAUUCUCGAAUGUCUCCGUGAUCCUGAUAUCAGUAUCAGGAGGCGGGCUCUCGACCUGAGUUUUACUCUCAUCAAUGAAGGCAAUGUUAGAUUGUUGAUCAGGGAGUUGCUGGCUUUCUUGGAGGUUGCAGAUAAUGAAUUCAAGCCCAUAAUGACAAGUCAAAUUGGUGUUGCGGCUGAUAGAUUCUCUCCAAACAAGAGAUGGCACGUCGACACCAUGUUGAGAGUCUUGUCACUUGCUGGAAACUAUGUCAAGGAACAAAUUCUUUCGUCAUUUAUUAGACUCAUCGCAACAACGCCCGAGCUACAAACGUACGCGGUGCAGAAGUUGUAUUCUAGUUUGAAGAAGGACAUCACCCAGGAAAGUCUCACGUUGGCCGGUGCAUGGUGCAUUGGCGAAUACGGCGAUGCACUUCUCCGAGGCGGGCAAUAUGAAGAGGAAGAGCUGGUGCAGGAAGUCAAGGAGACCGAGGUGGUUGACCUUUUCUCCUCCAUCUUGAACUCCAGUUAUGCCACCCAAAUUGCGACCGAAUACAUCAUCACAUCCCUGAUGAAACUCACCACCCGAUUCUCAGAACCCGCACAGAUUGACAGAAUCAGACGGAUAUUGCAAGGAAACUCGGCAAGUCUUGAUAUCGAAGUCCAGCAACGUGCUGUCGAGUAUGGAAAUUUGUUCGCAUACGAUGCUAUUCGACGAGGUGUUCUAGAGAAAAUGCCACCGCCACAGAUCAAGGAAGAAUCCAGAGUCUUUGGCGAAUCGAUGAAGAAACCCAACAAGGCGAGCAACAGAAAAUCGAAGAUUGUGAAACCAGCAGAAGAAGAUCUUCUGUUUGAUUUGAUGGGUGACGGUAAUCCGCCAGCGGCUGCCGAAGGUUCUUCGAACAAUGCGGAUCUACUGGCCGAUAUUCUAGGUGGUAGCACAUCACCUACAACCUCGCCCCCACCACAACAAUCCAACGUGAGUUCAAUCAUGGACCUGUUUGGUAGUUCUGGCCCUUCAGCUCCUUCGCAGCCUACUCCAAGCGCAUCAGCCGCUUCAAGUGAUCUCUUUUCCGGCAUGUCAUCGCCCUCACCUCAACCCACGGCACCAACCGUACCCACUCAUCCUUGCUACGAUAAAAAUGACCUUAACAUCACACUACAAUUACAACGGAACUCGGAAGGAACAGUGCAAGUAAUGGCGCGGUUCAGAAACAAAUCAAUGCACCAGCCAUUAUCAACUGUCGCGCUCCAAGCUGCAGUACCCAAAACACAGAAGCUUCAGUUGAAUGCCAUGUCGAAUCCAGAAUUAGCGCCUGGAGCCGAAGCAACGCAGUCCAUGAGAAUUACAGGCAGCAAAGGGCCGCCAUUGCGAUUACGAUUGAAGGUAUCAUAUGUGCUUCCUUCGGGACAGGUUACGGAUCAAGUAGACUGGUCGGAGCCUAGAUGA
Molecule: messenger RNA, 2490 nt
Organism: Lachnellula hyalina
Lineage: Eukaryota; Fungi; Ascomycota; Leotiomycetes; Helotiales; Lachnaceae
Gene: APL4
Product: AP-1 complex subunit gamma-1
Exons: 5
Coding region: 1-2490 (829 amino acids)
Biological process (GO): intracellular protein transport; Golgi to vacuole transport; receptor-mediated endocytosis
Cellular component (GO): AP-1 adaptor complex; Golgi apparatus; membrane coat
Molecular function (GO): clathrin-cargo adaptor activity
Source: RefSeq, a predicted model, not a curated record